ACCCUAGCGGCCAAAGUGGGAACUGUUCAGUUUUGUACCUAGUGGAUCAUGUUGGGUGCAGUUGGAAGAACCGCCAGCCUUUUGGCUGGAAAAACCUUAGAAAAAGUUGGACAAGAAUCAGUGAAAGUCGCCACAUGCCACUUCCAACAAAAUCGCACCCUUGCGGCCAAAGCGGCAGCCGCUCAGGCCAAGGGCCGUAUCGUGGCCGUCAUUGGUGCUGUGGUGGAUGUGCAGUUUGAGGACGAUCUGCCCCCCAUUCUCAAUGCCUUGGAAGUCGCCAACCGCAGCCCCAGGCUGGUCCUCGAGGUCGCCCAGCACUUGGGAGAGAACACCGUGCGUACCAUUGCUAUGGACGGUACUGAGGGUCUGGUCAGAGGCCAGAAUGUGUUGGACACUGGUUACCCAAUCAGGAUCCCAGUUGGUGUUGAAACUCUGGGUCGUAUCAUGAACGUUAUUGGCGAGCCCAUUGACGAGAGGGGCCCCAUUCCGACCGACAAGCUCGCUGCCAUCCACGCUGAAGCGCCCGAGUUCGUCGACAUGAGCGUCGAACAGGAGAUUCUGGUGACCGGAAUUAAGGUGGUAGAUCUUCUGGCCCCCUACGCCAAAGGAGGUAAAAUUGGUCUCUUCGGCGGUGCCGGUGUGGGCAAAACUGUACUCAUCAUGGAGUUGAUCAACAACGUGGCCAAGGCCCAUGGUGGUUACUCUGUGUUUGCUGGAGUCGGAGAACGUACCCGUGAAGGUAACGAUUUGUACCACGAGAUGAUUGAGUCCGGAGUCAUCUCCCUCAAGGACAAAACCUCCAAAGUAGCGCUGGUAUACGGGCAGAUGAACGAGCCCCCAGGCGCCCGUGCUCGUGUGGCCUUGACCGGACUGACUGUCGCCGAGUAUUUCCGUGACCAAGAAGGACAGGACGUGCUGCUCUUCAUCGACAACAUUUUCAGAUUCACCCAAGCUGGUUCCGAGGUAUCCGCCCUUUUGGGUCGUAUUCCUUCCGCCGUCGGUUACCAACCCACCCUGGCCACUGACAUGGGUAGCAUGCAGGAAAGAAUCACCACCACCAAGAAGGGCUCCAUCACUUCAGUACAGGCCAUUUACGUGCCAGCUGAUGACUUGACUGAUCCCGCACCAGCCACCACCUUCGCUCACUUGGACGCCACCACUGUCUUGUCGCGUGCCAUCGCCGAAUUGGGAAUCUACCCCGCUGUGGAUCCUCUUGAUUCAACCUCGCGUAUCAUGGACCCCAACAUUAUCGGGCAGGAACACUACAACAUUGCCCGUGGUGUGCAGAAGAUUUUGCAGGACUACAAAUCCUUGCAGGAUAUCAUUGCCAUCCUGGGUAUGGACGAGUUGUCUGAAGACGACAAACUGACUGUGGCCCGUGCGCGCAAGAUUCAACGUUUCCUGUCGCAGCCUUUCCAGGUUGCUGAAGUUUUCACCGGCCAUCCUGGCAAACUUGUGCCCCUUGAAGAAACCAUUAAGGGAUUCCAAAAGAUCCUGGGCGGCGACUACGAUCACUUGCCCGAAGUCGCUUUCUACAUGGUCGGCCCCAUUGAAGAAGUCGUGCAAAAGGCCGAAAAAUUGGCGGAAACUUCGUAAGCCGCCUACGAUUAAGUAAAAUAAUUCAUAGAUUUUUCCAACCGCUAAUCGAGAACAGCCCGAAGAUGAUUUAAUUCUGAAAAUAGGAUUUUUAUAUAUGUUCCAAUCGCAUCCCUUGGAGGGGGGUACGCAAUUAUUUGUUGUAUUUACAAUCUUUUAAUUAUUAAAAAUAAUUAGACGUGUAACUGAUGAUUGGCGUCGUUUUCAUUGGUAUCCCUGAGGUGAAUAAAACCGACAGUUUUUGUUUA
Messenger RNA from Dendroctonus ponderosae (mountain pine beetle), 1844 nucleotides. RefSeq names its product ATP synthase subunit beta, mitochondrial (gene ATPsynbeta). Bases 49 to 1596 code for a protein of 515 amino acids. Gene Ontology annotation, molecular function: proton-transporting ATP synthase activity, rotational mechanism; ATP hydrolysis activity; ATP binding. NCBI's taxonomy places the organism in Eukaryota, Metazoa, Arthropoda, Insecta, Coleoptera, Curculionidae. The transcript has 10 exons. Gene Ontology annotation, biological process: proton transmembrane transport; proton motive force-driven mitochondrial ATP synthesis. The record is from RefSeq and is a predicted model, not a curated record.